Molecule: messenger RNA, 740 nt
Organism: Nipponia nippon (crested ibis)
Lineage: Eukaryota; Metazoa; Chordata; Aves; Pelecaniformes; Threskiornithidae
Source: RefSeq, a predicted model, not a curated record
AUGGGCCAGAUCUUCUCCAUCGUGGUGUUUGGCUCCAUCGUGAACGAGUGCUACGUGAACAAGGACAGCCAGAACCCCGAGCUGCUCUGCAUCUUCAACGAUAAUGAGAGUGCCUGCAGUUAUGGCAUUGCCGUUGGCAUCAUUGCCUUCUUUGGCUGCAUCUUCUUCUUUGUCGUGGACCUCUACUUCCAGCAGAUCAGCAGUGUGAAGGACCGCAAACGGGCCGUCCUGCUGGACCUUGGCUUUUCAGGUUUCGUGUCCUUCCUGUGGUUUGUAGCCUUCUGCUUCCUAGCAAACCAGUGGCAGCGGACGACAAUGAGCAGAGGGGUUUCACAAGGAGCAGACGCUGCCCGGGCAGCAAUCACCUUCUCCUUCUUCUCCAUCAUCGUCUGGGUCGCACUGGCGGUGAAGGCACUGCAGAGAUACCGCCUGGGGACGGACAUGUCGCUCUUUGCCACUGAUCAGUUCCCCACCGACCCCAACGCGGCGUACCCCGGCUACCCCACCGGCAGCGGCAUCGAGAGCACAGAGACCUACCAGAGCCCCCCCUUCACCGAAACCUUAGAUGCCAACCCGAAAGGUUACCAAGUGCCAGCGUACUGAGGGGCGAGGGCCGUGUACCAACAGACCGAGUCCUACGGUGCAGUACACUUAACCGGUUGAUUGCAAAUGUAUUCAGUCCCAUUUCCUUAAUGUGGCAAGUCAGUGCUGGGUUCCUUACUAUUAGCUAGUUGUGCAGU